Durusdinium trenchii is the source of this 546-nucleotide messenger RNA. The record is from the annotation of a GenBank genome assembly. Lineage: Eukaryota; Dinophyceae; Suessiales; Symbiodiniaceae.
AUGGGGAUAAGUCCAUGCGCUCACCACAGCACUUCAGCCCACGCCGACAGAUCUGCACAGAACGCGAUAAAGCGCAAAAACAGAACUCCUAUGUGCAUUGACAAAGGUGCUUCUUGGCAUGGAAGCAAACCCUAUGGAACCCACGGCUAUAGCAUCUGUCAGCGAGACGAUAGCAGCAGCAAGUGUGCUAGUGCCACAAUGCAGGAGAUCUAUCAGAAUGGCCCAAUCACUGGCAUGAUUUUUGUGCAUCAAAGCUUCCUUUCCUAUAAGUCAGGCGUUUACAAGGCCGUGCCAUACCAUCAAGAGGCCAUACAGGCCGUGCACGAAGAAAACAUUGAGAGGCCAUACCAUCAAGAUCAUUGGCUGGGGCUGGCUGAGCAUGGAACUCCCUACUGGCGAACGUGGCGAAGAAUUGAAAUGCAGAUUGGGGUGACCAUGGCUACUUCAAGAUCGAAAGGGGCACCAACCAGUGGUGGAUCCCUGGCUGCCCAAGAGUUUGGUGCCCCUCAAUGCGGGAUGAUCAAAAUGAUGGGUGUUUCUGUCUGA